Messenger RNA from Electrophorus electricus (electric eel), 1116 nucleotides. It is a transcript of the gene il17d, whose product is annotated as interleukin 17d. NCBI's taxonomy places the organism in Eukaryota, Metazoa, Chordata, Actinopteri, Gymnotiformes, Gymnotidae. Gene Ontology annotation, cellular component: extracellular region. Gene Ontology annotation, molecular function: cytokine activity. The record is from RefSeq and is a predicted model, not a curated record. Gene Ontology annotation, biological process: inflammatory response.
GAGAGUCGCGCAUAGUCCACUCCCAAAGGCUGGUCUGCAGCCACGUUCGGAAUACAGCGAUAUCAAACACCCCAAACUAACCUCGUUAUAAAAGUACGACGUUGCGUGCCGUGGCGAGGCUAUUGGUUUGCCUUCAGCGCGAAUAUGCGCGGUCGCGUGCUUCUGCUCCCGUUCCUACUGCUCCUCGCGAGCUGGCGCGAUAGCGGCUCGGAUGCAAAGGGAAAGAAGGCGCGCAGGAGAACGUGCCUCGACCUACCGGAGAUGAUCCUGGAGCAGAUCUACGGCCGCUUGUCGGUCGGCGUCCUAAGCGCGUUCCACCACACCCUGCAGCUCGCACACGAGCAGAAAAACCUCAGCUGCCCGUCGGCGGGUCGUCUUGUACCCGACAGGAGCUCGCGCACGCCAGUGAACUUCCUCAGUCUCUCGCCCUGGGCUUACAGAAUCUCCCAUGACCCGGCGAGGUUUCCACGCUUCAUCCCAGAAGCGUACUGCUUGUGCAAAGGUUGCCUGACUGGUCCAAACGGGGAGGAGAGCGACCAGUACCGCAGCACGCCGGUCUACAUUCCCACCGCCGUGCUCCAACGCACGGGCUCCUGCGUCGGGGGCCGUCGUUCUUACCUCGAGAGCUACGUCUCCGUGGCAGUGGGCUGCACGUGCGUGCCCUUGCUGGAGGAGAGGGCCAUCAAAGCGCCCGGCAGGAAUCGGAGCGCGCCGAGAGCGACGCCCAAAAGCACCAAGGGGGAAAAACUGAAAACGCAAUCUGUAGCGGGGCACUGAAAAGCCUGUUUUUAGAUCUAAAAGAAAAUGUGUGCCUUAGGAAGCAGUCGCUUAUUCUGAAACCAAGAAUAUCGGAACAUUGCCAGCAUUGUGCUGAAUGAUUUCAGUAUUUCACAUGCACGAUGAGGACAGACUGCUCUCAAUGAUGUAAUCAACUAUUACGCUCCUGUGGAACAAUUUACAUAUUGUGCCUGAAUCUCUUAUUUUUUUAAACAAUAAUAACUGCUGUACUGUGUACCACAAUUAGACGUUUGUCAAGAUACCAAUCGGUUUAAUAUUUACAAGUGAUAAUCACAAUAAUAAAUGCCAAAACUGGCUCACCACAGUUUGGAUGGUCUA